AUAGGGGAGUUUUGUUUUUUGUAAGACAAGAGUUGAUUGCAUUCCAAGAAUACUCGUAAGGUAUUUGUUUCCCACGACGCAAUAGUUCCAAAGUAUGUGGGCAAUGUUGCGAUGCUUAAAUAUAUGCUUUAAAGGGUAGCGACCCUCCAUGAAGGCGCAGUCAGAGAGAGAGGAGUUUUAUGCAGCUUUCAUUCACUAAUCACUGCCUAUUUCUCGUGAAGCUUACAACUCACAAGGCAAACAAUUUCCUUCCCAAUUUUCUCCAGCCCGCAAAUCUGUCUCUCUCAUUCACUGGCUCUGUGACACAGAGAAAAACACCUGGUCCGUGAAUCCUGACUCCUGUACCAAAACAUUGUACGCUGGAACCUGCUGCCUUCUCUCAUUUCUUCACUUUUAUUCAGGGAAGUCGUUGCUUCUUCAUUCUAUCGCCCUGCAGUCAUUUUCUUAUCUUGGGGAAGCAUGCACAUAUCAUUCGCAAUCCACUCUUCAUAAUGUACCCUUCUCCUUGUCUUGCCCCAUCGUUCUAAUAUUCCUUGGAUAUGGAUUUUUAACUUUAGACCCUUAAAUCUUUCGGGUAUGCCUUUUAUGCCCCAGAACUAAGGAGUAGCCACACUCCGUUGUUAUCCAUAGGUUUCAGCCUUUCAAGCAAUCUUAACUUGGUUUCUUGAAGGAGUUAAUGUGUGAUAUGGGGCUGCAGAGAAGCUUGGAAUCUUCAUCGAAGGAGGUGAUGCAUGCAGUAAAGAUUAAUUUUUAAUUCUAAUUCCUCGGGUUUGCAAGGAAAGUGGGAUUUGUUGAGGGUGAAGGGGGGAAAACAGAAGAAUCAAAGUGGUGUUGAUGCUGUAGUAGUACGGUUAGACCUUUAAGCGAAGAAGCUCUGAGACGUGAAGGAAGAACAUUGUACGGUGAUGGAAAUUCCGCACUUGUUGUGUCUUGUGGUCGCUUGGUAUGUGUCAAAAUCUGGUCUUGUAGUUGUGGGUGCUGAGCUACAGGAUCAAACUAUACUUCUUGCCCUUAACCAAGAGCUUAAAGUACCAAGAUGGGACACCAACAACUCAAGUUACUGCUCUUGGCAAGGCGUUAGCUGCAAUGACCGCUCAAUGGUAGUGAAGAUCGAUCUGUCUCAUGCAAACCUCCGAGGUAAUGUCACUCUAGUGUCCCAGCUCAAAGCUCUUAGGCAGCUUGACCUUUCAAAUAACAAUUUUCAUGGUUACAUUCCUCCGGCUUUUGGAAAUUUAUCCGAUCUUGAAGUUCUUGAUUUGUCUUCAAAUAAGUUCGAAGGUUCAAUUCCACCAGAAUUGGGCGGCCUAAGAAAUCUUAUGUCGUUAAACCUUUCCAACAACGUGCUUGUGGGAAAAAUACCAAGUGAACUUCAUGGACUAGAGAAAUUGCAGGAGUUUCAAGUCUCUAGUAAUCAACUGAAUGGAUCUCUACCUUCUUGGCUGGGAAACUUAACCAAUCUGAGAGUUUUGGCUGCCUAUGAGAAUCUUCUAGGUGGCAUGAUUCCGGAUAAUCUUGGCUUGGCUUCUGAGCUUGAAAUUCUUAACCUGCAUUCAAACCAACUUGAAGGCCCUAUACCGGCAAGCAUUUUUACUUCAGGAAAGCUGGAAGUUCUGGUUCUGACCCAGAACAAUUUGAGUGGUGAUCUUCCUCAAGAACUCGGGAAUUGCCAAGGCCUUUCCAAUAUCCGAAUUGGGAACAACCAUCUAGUAGGUGCUAUUCCUAAGACCAUAGGAAACAUUAGUAGUCUCACCUACUUUGAAGCAGACAAUAACAAUCUUUCUGGUGAGGUAGUGUCUGAGUUUUCUCAGUGUUCUAAUCUCACCCUUCUGAACUUAGCUUCGAACGGAUUCAGUGGAACGAUUCCACCAGAACUUGGACAGCUUAUGAACUUGCAGGAAUUAAUUCUUUCUGGAAAUAGCCUAUUUGGAAAUAUUCCGGAGUCAAUUUUGAGGUGUAGGAAUCUUAACAAGCUUGAUAUAAGCAAUAACAGGUUCAAUGGAACACUACCAACUGACAUCUGCAAGUUGUCCAGGCUGCAGUUCUUGCUAUUGGGUCAGAAUUCCAUUGGAGGGGAGAUCCCUCAUGAAAUUGGAAAUUGUGCAAAACUUCUUGAGUUGCAAAUGGGCGGUAACUAUUUGACUGGAAUUAUCCCUUCCGAGAUUGGUCACAUUAGGAACUUGCAGAUUGCUUUAAAUUUGAGCUUUAAUCAUCUUCAUGGAUCACUGCCUCCUGAGUUAGGAAGACUGGACAAACUUGUCUCUCUUGAUGUUUCGAACAACAGACUCUCAGGCAAUAUCCCAGCUGAGCUGAAGGGUAUGUUGAGCUUGAUAGAGGUUAACUUUUCAAAUAAUUUGCUCAGCGGCCCAGUACCAGCAUUUGUGCCAUUCCAAAAGAGUCCCAAUUCAAGUUUUGUGGGUAAUAAAGGGCUCUGUGGAGAGCCAUUAAACUCUUCAUGUGGAGAUAUUUAUGAUGACAGCAAUAACUACCAUCAUAGGGUUUCUUACAGAAUCGUACUUGCGGUAAUUGGUUCUGGUUUGGCAGUUUUUAUGUCAGUUACUGUGGUGGUCUUGCUGUUUAUGAUUAGAGAAAGGCAAGAAAAAGCCGCCAAAGAUGCUGGGAUGGUUGAUGACGAAACUAAUAACAAACCAACCAUAGUAGCAGGGAGUGUCUUUGUUGAGAAUCUAAGACAAGCUGUAGACCUUGAUGCGGUUGUUAAGGCAACCCUCAAGGAUUCUAAUAAGCUCAGCAGUGGUACUUUCAGUACAGUUUACAAGGCAGUCAUGCCUUCUGGGAUGGUUUUAUCUGUUAGGAGACUCAAGUCCAUGGAUAAGACAAUAAUCCACCACCAAAACAAGAUGAUUAGGGAACUUGAGAGGCUGAGCAAACUCUGUCAUGACAAUCUGGUUCGGCCCAUCGGAUAUGUUAUUUAUGAAGAUGUUGCUCUUCUCUUGCAUCAUUUUUUACCCAAUGGAACAUUGGCCCAGUUUCUUCAUGAAUCUAGCAAGCAACCUGAAUAUCAACCCGACUGGCCUACUAGAUUAUCCAUUGCCAUCGGCGUUGCAGAAGGUCUGGCUUUCCUGCAUCAUGUGGCAAUUAUCCACCUUGACAUUUCUUCUGGUAAUGUUCUUCUAGAUGCAAAUUUCAAGCCUUUGCUUGGGGAGAUUGAGAUAUCAAAACUUCUCGACCCAACCAGAGGUACCGCAAGCAUUAGUGCUGUUGCUGGUUCCUUUGGAUACAUACCACCAGAAUAUGCAUAUACAAUGCAAGUCACAGCACCUGGCAAUGUCUACAGUUAUGGUGUAGUUCUACUUGAGAUCCUGACGUCACGACCCCCAGUUGAUGAGGAUUUCGAUGAGGGCAUAGAUUUGGUGAAGUGGGUUCAUAGUGCUCCAGUCAGAGGGGAAACUCCAGAGCAGAUACUCGAUUCAAGGCUUAGCACAGUAUCAUUUAGUUGGAGGAAAGAAAUGCUUGCUGCUUUGAAGGUUGCAUUGCUCUGCACUGAUACUACACCUGCUAAACGACCUAAGAUGAAGAAGGUAGUGGAAAUGCUUCAAGAAUUGAGGCAAGAUUGAGCACACUGGAAUUAAAGUUCUCUGGUGAUAUGAUCCGUGUCGUUGAGGAUCUCAGAUAUCUCAAGGCCAUUACUGACGUUAGAUCUUCAUCAUGCUCCUCCUACAUGAUUGUCCAAGAGGAUUAGUUUUUAAAAUGAGAGGUUCGUUUCUGAGAGGCUGAAAACUGAAGAAGAUAUAUACACUGCAAGAAAGCCUCGUGAUUAAGACAGGAAAGCUCAGUUCAUCUAUCAUAUUAACUUCCCCGCAGUUUGCAACAUGUAAUUUUCUGUUCUGGGAGACGCAUACAACAAUUAAAUGUUAGUAUUGAUCGAAAGUUCCUACUUUUAUGUUGAGUUCGCAGUUUGUGCAUUUGAACACUCAUCCAUGCAUACUAUAAACAACCAUUAUAAUUUACGUUCA
Neltuma alba is the source of this 3971-nucleotide messenger RNA. RefSeq names its product leucine-rich repeat receptor-like tyrosine-protein kinase PXC3. Gene Ontology annotation, molecular function: ATP binding; protein kinase activity; receptor serine/threonine kinase binding. Bases 906 to 3572 code for a protein of 888 amino acids. Lineage: Eukaryota; Viridiplantae; Streptophyta; Magnoliopsida; Fabales; Fabaceae. The record is from RefSeq and is a predicted model, not a curated record. Gene Ontology annotation, biological process: protein phosphorylation. The transcript has 2 exons.